Molecule: messenger RNA, 1232 nt
Organism: Juglans microcarpa x Juglans regia
Lineage: Eukaryota; Viridiplantae; Streptophyta; Magnoliopsida; Fagales; Juglandaceae
Product: protein SHORT HYPOCOTYL IN WHITE LIGHT 1
Exons: 4
Coding region: 267-875 (202 amino acids)
Biological process (GO): regulation of abscisic acid-activated signaling pathway; negative regulation of photomorphogenesis
Source: RefSeq, a predicted model, not a curated record
CCGUGGCAUGUGGACUUCCCCGCAUGUGGGCUGCCUCGGUAUUCUUAAUUCGAUGUAUCUAACUAUGUUCGUAACAUAGAUGACAUGUCGUUGAUGUCCAGAGAGAACCUUCCUGUACUCGUGAUGUAGCACCGGGACACUCGGAACCGAACGACGAGCCCCUGUCUGCGCACUCACUGACUAACGGCACCGAACUCCCACCACCGUCUCAAACACCUGCGUUUUGUCUCCACCACAAACAAAGGCAACUGAAGUCACCGCGCGGCAUGUCGUUCUCGGUGACUCUCUCAUCACCCCUCUCUCUCUCAUCAUUAACUCAGUCUCAACGGUCUGAGUUUCUCUCCAAUUCAUCUGUCAAAUUCUCCCUCCGACAAUUCCACUCUUUCCAUAAGCCUCCUCUCCUCCAAGCCUCUAGAAGAGCCUCCAAUUUCCCUCAGGGAAGUGAAGGUAUCAUUGACGAUACUCGCAAUUGGAGCCGUUCGAUCAGCCCCGAGUUCGAUGAUGACGAAGAUGAUGACGACGACGCCGACGAAGACGAAGAUAGGAGCUUGGAUCUGCUGGUUCGGUUUGUUGAAAAUAUGUUCAAGAAGAUCUCGAGGCGAGCCCGUAAGGCCGUACGAUCUGUUUUACCUGUUCCUAUAUCUUCCAAACUGGUAGGGUUUUCUGUUAACGGAGUCUUAAUACUGGCAUUUCUGUGGGUUUUGAAGGCAUUUCUUGAGGUUGUUUGCACCCUUGGAAGUGUAGUGUUUGUAUGCAUACUACUUAUUCGUGGUUUAUGGACGGGGGUAACUUAUCUACAAGAAAGCCGCUACCAGAAGGUGAAUGAAUUUGAUGAUGAUCGCCGUGCAUGGACAGGUUCGCAGCCUGCAACUUGAUUGAACUCUCCAGAAUUAGGAAAUGUUAAAAAACAUCAAUAAUGGCACACAUAAUUAGAGGAACUGUCAGAAUCAAGGAUGAUGAGAUUGCAUCAGAGUAUUUUCAUCUUUGGAAGUACCUGUUGUGCUUGUGAUGAAUACAAUGAUGGCUUCAGCAUUUUCAUCAGAGCAUGAAGACCCAGAAUAACUUAUUCUUGCGAUCAUGUGUAAUACAUUUACGGGUGCUUGCAUCUCCUCGAGCUUAAUCGUUGUCAUCUGCAUCCCUUGAAAUAUGUAGGGUCUGUUUUGUUUCUCAUGACAUUUUUAGUUACUUGGCCAUCCUACUUACGAGAUGUUCUACAUGUUUGGUUUCCUUUA